AUGGCAGCCGCCGCCGCUCCCGACGUUCCAGAGUUUCACACGCAUGGUGGCGAAUACGUGCAACUGCCCGGUGAGGCAGACUUCGGGCCCGCCGAGUACCUAACUUGGUAUAUCGAGAGCCUGCUGGGCCGCAUUGCCUAUCUGCAAAGCGAGCUGGCUCGCCGCGAGGAACGGGAGGAGAAGCUACAAGAGCUUCUUCACGCGUCGGAACUCAUCAACGAGGAGUACAAGAUGCUUUAUCUGCGUGCGCGCCAGUUGGCCCUGCAUGCCGUGAACGAGGCGGAUGUUGCGCGGCACGGUUGUGUAUGUUUGGGGGGCGCGCACGGGCCACUGGAGAUAUGA
This is a messenger RNA of Trametes versicolor FP-101664 SS1, 342 nucleotides long. RefSeq lists its product as uncharacterized. The record is from RefSeq and is a predicted model, not a curated record. The transcript is spliced from 3 exons. Lineage: Eukaryota; Fungi; Basidiomycota; Agaricomycetes; Polyporales; Polyporaceae. Bases 1 to 342 code for a protein of 113 amino acids.